AAAGAGGGUCAUUCCGCUAAAGACGUUUAUCUGAGAGGUUUUAUGGGAUUCUCCAUCUCCAGAAUUUUUAUAGAAAAAGUCGUUUUAGGUUUAUUUUAUUUUUUCCGCUCAGAACAAAAAUCCUUGUUUUUGGCAUAAAUUGGUAAGUAGCUUUGGUUUUUCCCUUUGCGUUUUAGGGAGUUUACAUCUUGUAACAAUGCAAAAUGUUGAAGAAUUUCUGAGAUGAUCUUUCGGGAUAAUGGAUGUGAAACCAAAGAGAAAAAUUGUUACAGAGAAUGGGGAUACGGGAGAGGACUUGGUCCUUGCAACUUUGAUUUCAAAUGGAGAUGAUGUGGGCCCUCUUGUUAGGCAUGCCUUUGAAAUGGGGAGGCCUGAAUCACUUCUUCACCAGCUCAAGAAUGUCGUGAGGAAGAAGGAAGCUGAGAUUGAGGAUCUCUGCAAAACCCAUUACGAGGAAUUCAUUCUUGCGGUCGAUGAGCUUCGGGGAGUUUUGGUUGACGCGGAAGAGCUUAAAGGUGAUCUGUCAAGUGAUAAUUUUAGGUUGCAAGAGGUUGGGAGUGUUCUUUUGAUUAAACUUGAGGAGCUUCUUGAGUCUUAUGCAAUUAAGAAGAAUGUGACUGAAGCUGUCAAAAUGUCAAAAAGUUGUGUACAGGUGUUAGAUCUUUGUGUCAAGUGUAAUAGUCACAUUUCUGAAGGCCAAUUUUACCCAGCAUUGAAGACAAUCGACCUGAUUGAGAAAAAUUACUUGGAGCUGAUUCCUGUCAAGGCUCUCAGAAUGGUGAUUGAGCAGAGAAUUCCAAUUAUUAAAUCACAUAUCGAGAAGAGAGUUUGUAGUAAGUUCAAUGAGUGGCUUGUACACAUAAGGAGUUCUGCAAAGGACAUUGGCCAAACAGCAAUAGGCCAUGCUUCAUCCGUGCGUCAGAGAGAUGAGGAAAUGCUAGAACGUCAAAGGAAAGCAGAGGAGCAAAAUAUUAUGGGGUUAGAAGAGUUUUCUUUUAAUUUAGAGGUGGAAGAACUAGAUGACGACUCUGUUUUGCAAAUUGAUCUGACACCUCUUUAUCGAGCAUACCACAUCCACAAUUGCUUAGGAAUUCCGGAGCAGUUCCGGGAAUAUUACUAUAAAAAUCGCAUGUUGCAGCUUAACUCAGAUUUACAGAUCUCCUCAGUGCAACCUUUUGUUGAAUCUUAUCAAACUUUUUUGGCCCAAAUUGCAGGGUUCUUCAUAGUGGAGGAUCGGGUCCUCAGGACUGCUGGGGGUCUACUUUUAGCUGAGCAGGUUGAAAUAAUGUGGGAAACAGCUUUAGCUAAAAUGAUAUCUGUUUUGGAGGAACAAUUCUCCCAUAUGGAUUCCACAACCCAUCUUCUUCUGGUGAAAGAUUAUGUCACGCUUCUUGGGUCAACUCUUAGACAGUAUGGAUACGAAGUUGGUCCACUCCUUGAGGCACUUGACAAUUGUCGAGACAAAUACCAUAAACUUCUUCUAGAGGAGUGUCGUGAACAAAUUGUCAAUGUUGUUGCUCAUGAUUCCUACGAGCAGAUGGUUUUGAAAAAAGACUCUGACUAUGAAACCAAUGUGUUGCUGUUUAAUCUCCAGACCUCAGAUAUUAUGCCCGCCUUCCCUUAUAUAGCACCAUUCUCUUCCAUGGUGCCUGAUUCCUGUCGCAUUGUCCGAUCAUUUAUUAAAGGGUCUGUUGAUUACUUGUCCCAUGGUGUGUAUGCUAAUUUUUAUGAUGUCGUGAAAAAGUACACAGACAAGCUUCUGAUUGAUGUGUUGAAUGAGGUCAUACUCAAUACGAUUCAAAGCAACAGCAUUGGCGUCUCUCAAGCCAUGCAGAUUGCUGCAAACAUAUCUGUUCUAGAAAGAGCUUGUGAUUUCUUUCUUCGAAAUGCAGCCCAGCUAUGUGGGAUCCCUGUGCGGUCAGUUGAGAGGACUCAAGCUUGUUUAACUGCAAAGGUGGUCCUAAAAACUUCAAGAGAUGCUGCUUAUCUUGCUCUGUUGAAUUUGGUGAAUAAUAAGUUGGAUGAGUUUAUGGCACUUACAGAAAAUAUAAAAUGGACUUCGGAAGAUAUAGCAGAGAAUGGAAAUGACUAUAUCAAUGAAGUUGUUAUUUACCUAGACACUAUUAUGUCCACAGCACAGCAAAUUUUGCCUUUGGAUUCAUUGUAUAAGAUUGGAUGUGGGGCUCUUGACCACAUUUCCAACUCUAUAGUGGCUGCUUUUCUUAGCGAUAGCGUCAAGAGGUUUAGUCCUGCUGCAGUUAUUGGCAUCAACACUGAUCUAAAGAUGUUAGAGAAUUUUGCAGAAGAAAGAUUUCACAGUAUGGGAUUGAGCGAAGUGUACAAGGAAGGUAGUUUUAGAGGCUGCUUGAUUGAAGCACGCCAACUAAUCAACCUUUUGUCAAGCAGUCAGCCUGAGAACUUCAUGAAUCCUGUGAUACGGGAGAAAAACUACAAUGCUUUGGAUCAUAAGAAGGUCAGUACAGUUUGUGAGAAAUUUAAGGACACACCUGAUGGGAUCUUUGGAAGUCUUGCAACCAGGAACACGAAGCAAAGUGCGAAGAAGAAAUCAAUGGAUAUGCUGAAGAAACGAUUGAAGGACUUCAACUGAGAAUCAGAAAAUAAUCUUGAAUAAAAAAGUAGGUCCAUAUUUUUCCUCUUCACUCUUCUAGUUAACUUUUGUUUCUUGAAUGUAUGGGAAUCAUUAAUAUUUCCUAAUGAUACGUGUCCAUGCAAUAAAUAUGCAAUUUUAUUUUUCUU
Molecule: messenger RNA, 2757 nt
Organism: Humulus lupulus (European hop)
Lineage: Eukaryota; Viridiplantae; Streptophyta; Magnoliopsida; Rosales; Cannabaceae
Product: exocyst complex component SEC15A
Exons: 2
Coding region: 239-2608 (789 amino acids)
Biological process (GO): exocytosis; intracellular protein transport; Golgi to plasma membrane transport
Cellular component (GO): membrane; exocyst
Source: RefSeq, a predicted model, not a curated record